AUGGCGAGGUCAACUGCUGGUACCAGCGGACGGCCUUCCAUUCUGCUACUCUUAACCCUGGUGGCCAGCAUCAGACCCGGACAAGCAUUUGACUCAAUCGGUCUUCUUCCCAGAUCAGAUACAUGUCCUUCUACAUAUACUCGCUGCAGCAGUACGAAACUCCCAAAUGACUUCUGUUGUCCUUCAGGCUCCACCUGCAUCAGUCUAGACGAGGCAAGCUCCGCCAUCUGCUGUCCUGCCGGUGAAGUCUGUGACUACAUAACGCCGAUUACAUGUGACAUCCAGCGACAAAAUGCCACCCUCUAUCCCGAGAGUGCCAUCAAGACACUGCGUCUGAGCGACAGUCUUCCCAAGUGCGGCGAUGCGUGCUGCCCAUUCGGCUACAGCUGUCAAGGCGGCAACACCUGUGCUCUGAUUGAAAAGGCAUCGACAACAUCAACAGCCACUGGAUCUGGCUCCUCUACCUCCACGACAUCGCCAUCUACAACGACAACCGGCGGCUCUACGACUCCGCUGACAACAAUCACGCCCGUGUCAUCGUCAUCAUCCGAAAAAUCCACACUUCCCACUGCGUCCGCAGGUCACCUCGCCACCUCAUGUCCCUCCUUCCCAGGCGGCGCUGUGGCAGCAGGAUUCUUCCCAGGAGCCGUUUUUGGAGCUGUCGCUGCUCUCUUAAUAUCUCUCUGUCUCAGACGCCGUGCUCGCAAAAACGAGACUGAAAUCCAAGAGGGCAGAUCCAGGCCUCACUGGUCUCAACGCUCUUCAUCAGGGACAUUAUUGGGCAUAUCAAACCCCAUCCCUCAAGAUGAUACUUCCUACCGUACCGACUUUCUCCGCAGCCCGCCGCGAGCCAGACGCUCUUCGAUGGGAGGACGUUCCACUCGUUCGAUGAUCCACCGCACCGGCACCAGAGUGCGAAGUCUGUUCUCCGGAUAUCCAAGGCAGGAUCCAAGACUAGAUGGGGAUAUACCGCCGGUUCCCAUGCCACCGGACCCAAUUACUCCGCCGCGGCAGCGUCAGCAGAGCACGGAAAGCAUCAAGGUGUAUUCGCCGCCUGGGGUGUAUUCACAGUCUCGUAAUGCCCUGGGGCCUGAGCCAUACCCGAGGACUGCGGCCAGACCUGAGACUACAUUUUCCGACUUGAUGAAUGUCGCUGGAAUUCCCCAGGGCAGAAAGGGGGCCCCCUAUCCGACUGGUGAGGAAUUCCGAGAAAAUCCGUUCAGGGAUCCUGGACGUUAA
Messenger RNA from Penicillium bovifimosum, 1239 nucleotides. RefSeq lists its product as uncharacterized. Lineage: Eukaryota; Fungi; Ascomycota; Eurotiomycetes; Eurotiales; Aspergillaceae. The transcript has a single exon. The record is from RefSeq and is a predicted model, not a curated record. Bases 1 to 1239 code for a protein of 412 amino acids.